UACAAUCGUGGUUCCGCCAAGUGUUAUUAAUUAAAUACGACCCAAAACAGCCGCAACGGCGGAAUUUUCGUGUUUUACCCAUAGGAACUGGGGAAAUCCACCUUUUGCGCGGAUCCUAAACAAACCCUGUCCUAAGUAAAAACACAACUGUAUGCGUUAUCAAAUGUUUGAGGUUAAGUGUAAUUAUGUUCGUCAAUGGCAAUGCGUUUACUGUAGUAUAAAAUCUAGUUCUAAAAUCUAUCAACCAUAGGAUAUAUAUACAUAGAUGAAGAAACGAACGAUACUCCAAACCGGUACUUUAAAUUGACAAUGACAACACCGUGCCACACGACAGAUAAUAAACAAGAUAUAUGGAGUAUUUCGGGAACUCAUAACAGGAAUGACAAUAUGGUACCACCGCCGCCAUCAAUUUUGGAAUACAACGCUAGGAUGUCGAGACAUCGCAAAAGCAUUUUCGAUAAUGCAGCCCCCACACAGGAUUGCGUAAUUUCAGGACGCGGCAGAGGUAGAAGGAAUAUUUACAUUAUUUCUGAGCAGACUCCCCAUUCUAAUAGUGUUUACAAUGAGGACAUCAUUACGAAAAUCAGAGAGACGUCUGGUUAUGGGUACUCCAAUGAUGUAAUAGUGCAAGUGGCAAAAUCAGAACAAACCCGCCUUCUGAAUGAAAAAUCGAACUAUCUAGUGAAUCCAUCAAUUAAAUUAAGACCCGCUGCCAGCAGAAAUAGUCCAAACUCCUCAAACAGAUUCACCUCUAGUUCACUGACUUCGUCAAAAAAGCAUAACUCAAAACAGAUUAUUGAUGAAAAAAGUACUGAAGGGACGACUUUGCCAUUGAGUAUAUUGAGAAAAAAUGCCAAACAAGAACACAGACAGAAAAUUGUGUAUCCGCGACCGAAAAAUGUGGUAACGAGUUCUAAUACUGAAUCAAAAUCGGUACCAAAGCAAAAUGAAACCAUCCCACAGGAUAAGAAAGAAGAAACCCAGUGGCUUAGUGGAUGGGGAAGUACUCCAAGACCAGUAUCCUAGUGACUUGAGCUACCUAUUUGCAGAUGAAUACUAAUGGUACAUGUUUAACGUAUACGUACGUGUAUUUCAUUCAUUUUUUAUUUGAUUAGGUCGUAUAUUUUUACUUAAUUAUAACUGAGAAUUCUCACCAGUUAAAGCGACCUAGACAAUAUUUUUAUAAAUAAAUGAAUUUUUUACAUAAAUUA
Messenger RNA from Aethina tumida (small hive beetle), 1211 nucleotides. RefSeq lists its product as uncharacterized. Lineage: Eukaryota; Metazoa; Arthropoda; Insecta; Coleoptera; Nitidulidae. The transcript has 4 exons. The coding region runs from base 310 to 1026 and encodes 238 amino acids. The record is from RefSeq and is a predicted model, not a curated record.